UUCUCCAUAACGUUCUCCUCUAUUCUCUCCCUGUGCUUGUGAAGAGCGGAGCUGAGCUGUUCUUUCAUGGCUGCACGAGCGCUGAUCUGAUCAGAUUUUCCAGGUUUUUCUGGUGGAUUUCAUUUAUUUUCCAUUUCUCUCUUUGGACUUCGCUAUUUUGGACUUGCGCUUUCUUCAUGUCCAUGUUGAGCCAUGCAGCCUCCGCCGAGAAAGGUCAAAGUCACGCAGGAGCUGAAGACCAUUCACACAGAGCAGCUCACCAGACUGCACUAUAAACACCAGACUGAAUGCGACUUACUGGAAGACAUGAGGACAUACAGUCAGAAGAAGGCAACACUGGAGAGGGAGUAUGCACAGGCUCUGCAGAAGCUGGCCAAUCAGUAUUUGAAGAGGGACUGGCCUGGCAUCAAACCAGAUGACCAGAGAAAUGACUACAGGAAUGUGUACGGGGUGUGGAGGGCAUAUCUUGAGGGCACAGUGGAGGUCAACCAGACUCGACUUUACAUUUGUGAGAACUACAAGAACGAGAUCUCGGACCCUGCCAAAACUGUACGCCUUUACAAAGAGCAGCAACUCAAGAAGUGCAUCGAACAAUUGGGCCGGAUCCAGGCUGAACUCCAAGACUCUGUGAAGGACCUGGCAAAAUCCAAGAAGAAGUACUUUGAGCUGGAGCAGAUGGCUCAGGCCGUCCGGGAAAAAGCAGACAUCGAGGCCAAGUCAAAGCUGGGCCUGUUUCAGUCCAGGAUUAGUUUACAGAAAGCAAGUGUCAAGCUCAAAGCCAAGAGGAGUGAUUGCAACUCCAAAGCCACCCACGCCAGAAACGAAUACCUUCUUACACUUGCAGCGGCCAACGCACAUCAGGACCGCUACUACCAGGCCGAUCUGUCCAGUUGUAUCAAGGCUCUGGAUGGAAGUGUGUACGAACACGUGAAGGAUUAUCUGAUGUCUUUUUGCCGGACAGAGUUGGAAGCAUUCCAGGCCGUACACAACACUUUCCAAUUCCUGCUGGACAAGUCAAGUCGAGUCGGGCAGGACUUCAAUCAGCAGCUGUUCCUGCAGGAGAACCCCGUUUUCCACAAAGCACAGGACUUUCAGUUCCAACCAUGUGACAGUGACACAAGCCGGCAACUGGAGUCGGAGACUGGCACCACGGAGGAGCACAGCCUCAACAAAGAGGCCAGGAAAUGGGCGACACGUGUAGCUCGAGAGCACAAAAAUAUAAUUCACUAUAAACGGGCACUGGAGGAGUGCGAGAGACAGGGAACUCCUCCUACAGAACAGAGCCGCAGCGACCUCGAGUUCAAAAUAGAGGAGGCCAGAGAGCACAUUCGUAAAGCUGAGACUGUGAAGCUAAAAGCAGAGGCUCGACUGGACCUGCUCAGGCAGGUAGGCGUUUCCGUGGAUACGUGGCUAAAGAGUGCCAUGAACCAAGUAAUGGAGGAGCUGGAGAACGAGCGCUGGGCAUCACUGCCCACCCUCACUACCCACGAUCCCACACUUUCAACCACGGUGGACUUGGACCGAGACGAAGGAGAGGAACUGGAGGAGAACAUGGAGCAAUUUGAUGAUAGCAGCUCUAGUCCUUCAGGAACACUGAGGAACUAUCCACUCACAUGUAAAGUGCUUUACUCCUACAAGGCAUCUCAGCCGGACGAGCUGACCAUCGAUGAGCACGAGAUGUUGGAGGUCAUAGAGGAUGGAGACAUGGAAGACUGGGUCAAAGCACGGAAUAAGGCGGGUCAUGUAGGCUAUGUACCUGAGAAGUACCUGCAGUUCCCCUCCUCCAACAGCAUACUGAGCAUGCUCCAAUCGCUCACUGCCUUGGACUCACGCUCACACACAUCAAGCAACUCCACUGACCCUGAGCUGGCCUCAGGCAGCAUUAACGGUGAUGCCAGUAUGAGUUUUGCAAAGGCCAUAUACGACUAUGAAGGCCAGACAGAUGAUGAGCUGUCCUUCCCUGAGGGUGCCGUUAUCCGUAUCCUUAAUAAAGACAAUCAGGAGGAUGAUGGAUUCUGGGAAGGCGAGUUUAACGGACGAGUAGGAGUCUUUCCAUCAGUCCUGGUGGAGGAUCUGACCGCAGAAAACGGAGACGCACACUGGGCUUUGGAUACUCAGGUGUCAUCAUGUGUGAAACUACAGUCAUCUUUGCCUCCUUUACCCCUCUACGAUCAACCCCCCUGCACCCUAGACUGUACCCCCACCCUCAACCUGCCCCGCUCACCGUCCGUCAACGGAGAGCACAAGCAACCUGGCUUGCACAAAGCCCUGACACACAAUCACAGUUCUGGUGUGAGUCCAGAAAGCCCAGGCUUUCCCCAACCACUGAGAUUCACACCUGAUGCAUCUGGCUCGGGAAAACUGCGACCUGUCCGUGCUGCUCCGCCUCCUCCAAAACAACACUCUCGCAGACAAGUGGACAAAACGGAGGAAGUAGAGAUCACGCUUGUCUAACAGCACCGCUCUUUUCUUUAGAGGACUCAUCUACAUUUGACCUCAAGCUCCUACUGGCUUCAGUGGGGUUGGGCUUUCUACCCACCCCUCCAGCACUCUGAACAAGGUGGACUGCAUUUCAAAGACUCCUCCCUGCUAAUCCUGGAAGCACCUCUUAUGGCGUCACAGACUGUUUGGUGCCUUUUAACCCUUUUCAUGCCAAAACCAGUCAUUGUGUUUGUAUUUGUAGAGCUAAAACUUUGUAGCAUUCCCAGUUACAAAUGCUGUGCUCUACAAAUUUAAGAGGGCAGAAAAUAUAAAAAGUAAUAAAGCCUGGUUGGUUAACUUGCACAUAUAUCUGUCCAGCAGGCUCAUCAACAGCAGCAAAUGCAAUAUCCAGAGGUUACUGAGGGAUUUACGGGGGCAUGUUUGGUGUACAGUGGGUGUGGGUGAUUAAGUUUGCCCCGUCUUCAGCCACGCGUAGUCCUACCAUACGUAUUUAAUGUUGUAUUAGUACAGUACAUUACUGUUGUCAUAGGAAUGUUCAGAAUAUGUGCAACAUUUCUUCAUAUAUUGUAACAGUGGAUGCUUUUUGAAAUAUAAAGGAACAAUUGAGGAUAAAGGCAGUUGUGUAUAAAAGGGUAAACUGGCGAGGUAGGAAGGGGUAAAAGGAAGUUCAAGAGAAUGAGGGCUGGAUCCUUCAUUUUCUUUUUCCUCACCUGUCGCUCCUCUAGCCAACACAGUACUCCUCCAUAUUGUGUUAAUCCGAGUACAGUACUAAUUACAUCAAAAAUAGCCUCUCAGCUCGUCCUUACGAAGACUGCCAUUUGUACGUAUUAACUAAUAUUUAGUCGUCAAAAGGA
This is a messenger RNA of Tachysurus vachellii, 3296 nucleotides long. RefSeq names its product F-BAR and double SH3 domains protein 2-like. The coding region runs from base 193 to 2454 and encodes 753 amino acids. Gene Ontology annotation, molecular function: protein binding. The record is from RefSeq and is a predicted model, not a curated record. Lineage: Eukaryota; Metazoa; Chordata; Actinopteri; Siluriformes; Bagridae. The transcript is spliced from 20 exons. Gene Ontology annotation, biological process: regulation of actin filament polymerization; neuromuscular synaptic transmission. Gene Ontology annotation, cellular component: neuromuscular junction; recycling endosome.